Ectocarpus siliculosus is the source of this 1092-nucleotide messenger RNA. NCBI's taxonomy places the organism in Eukaryota, Phaeophyceae, Ectocarpales, Ectocarpaceae. The record is from the annotation of a GenBank genome assembly.
CAGGGUUUGACAGGAGGAAGGGAAAGCGCCAAGAGGAUGGUCAUUUACGCAGGGGUCGAGGGAGGGGGAACCACGUGGAGAGUGGCAAUCGCCGACGGCCACCCUACCAACAUCACAGAGUCCAAGUCCUUCGUGACGGUGCAAGAUUCGAAGGAGCAGCUGAAAGCGAUCAAGGACUGGCUGAGUACCCGAAAGUACGACUGCUUGGGCAUCGGCACGUUCGGGCCCGUCGAUCCCAGAGAGGGGAGCCCGACGUACGGGUACAUCACGUCGACCCCCAAGCCCGGAUGGAACAUGGUGGACGUGGUUGGGUAUCUCUCCGACGGCAGCGUGCCGUGCAAGUUCGACACCGACGUUAACGCCCCGGCCCUCGCUGAGUUCAUGUGGGGGGCCAAGAAAGAAGGCGAGAGCUCUUGCGCGUACAUCACCGUCGGGACCGGCGUGGGCGUCGGUCUCGUCGUGAACGGCCAGGCUGUUCACGGCCUCAUGCACCCGGAGGCCGGGCACCUCUGCCUCAAGCGCAUGCCCGGCGACGACUUCCCCGGGGUGGACUCGGUGUUCGGCGGCGCUUCCGUGGAGGGGCUGGCUUCGACGGUGGCCUUGGCCGCGCGCAAGAACUGCGCUAGGGAGGACCUUCCAGGCGUGCCCGACAGCGACCCCGUCUGGGAGGCAACCGCCCACUCGCUCGCCGGCCUGUGCGCCAGCCUUGUCCUCGUCGUCUCCCCGGAGAGGAUAGUCCUCAGCGGCGGCGUGAUGAACAGGACGUUGCUCUACGACAAGGUGAGGAAGUGGACGAGGGAGCUGCUGAACGGCUACAUCGACCACCCGGCCGUGACGACGGACGCCGUGGACGACUACAUCACCCCUUCCUCCUUCGGGCAAAACGCCGGCAUGGUCGGGAGCCUCACCCUGGCGCACAUCGCCUACGAAGAGGCAGGGGGCAGGGGCGGGGGAGCCGGCUCGCCGACGGCGACCAAGGCGGGCGGGGGAGCGGCGUGUCUCGCGUCGCCCUGCAACGUGAGCGUUGCGUUGGCCGCGGCAGCUGUGGUGGGCUUAGGGGCUCUGGCGAUUGCCAAGGCUUCCAAGAAGUAA